Messenger RNA from Anopheles maculipalpis, 3857 nucleotides. RefSeq names its product huntingtin-interacting protein 1 (gene Hip1). The record is from RefSeq and is a predicted model, not a curated record. Bases 177 to 3827 code for a protein of 1216 amino acids. Gene Ontology annotation, biological process: actin filament organization; clathrin coat assembly; endocytosis. Lineage: Eukaryota; Metazoa; Arthropoda; Insecta; Diptera; Culicidae. Gene Ontology annotation, molecular function: phosphatidylinositol-3,5-bisphosphate binding; clathrin light chain binding; clathrin-cargo adaptor activity. The transcript is spliced from 13 exons. Gene Ontology annotation, cellular component: actin cortical patch; clathrin-coated vesicle.
GGUCGCCAAAGCAGUGCGUGUUUCAGUGCAGUUUAGAGCAUGGCAUCUCUAUCGUUACCGCGCGUACUACAGCACCGGAAGUCUCCCGUUGAGAUUGAACGUGAAAAUCUCGUUAAAAAUUUGUGAACAUUUCUGCACGGAACCAUUUGUAAAGCAAAGCAUUUUUGACUGUAAACAUGUCGCUAACGGAUAAAGAGUAUUAUAAUCUGACCAUCAGCAUUUCCAAAGCGCUAAGCAAUGUGGAAAUGCCCAUCAAGGUGAAGCACGUCCGUGCCGCUAUCAUUGGUACAUUCCACAGCAAUGGUGGGCAUGCUUUUUGGGCCAUUGCUAUCCGACAGCCGAUACAGGACAACCGCAUAGUGGCGUGGAAGUUUUGCCAUCUGCUGCACAAGAUACUGCGCGAGGGACAUCCGCUCUGCUGCCAGCAUUCCAUGCGCCAUCGAGCCAUGCUGCUGGAAGCGGGAAAGCUGUGGGGCCACCUGAACGAUGGAUACGGUAUCUGUAUUAAACAUUACACCAAGCUGCUGGUGACCAAGCUCGAGUUUCACGAUCGCAAUCCCCGUGUACCGGGCAGUCUUUCGUUGCGCCAGGGCGAUCUAGAAAAGAUUGGCGAGGGAGACAUUAACAUUUACUUCCAGCUUGCUGUAGAAAUUUUCGACUAUCUAGACGAUAUUGUAGCACUGCAAGCCACAAUAUUUAACUCCAUCACAACAUUUUGCGUCAGCUCGAUGACGUCGGCCGGCCAAUGCCGGCUGGCACCGUUGAUACCUUGCAUCCAGGACUCCAAUCCGCUGUACGACAUGUUGGUGCGUGUGAUGUUCAAACUGCACGCCAACUUACCAUCCGAUCUGCUGACCGGCCAUCGACAGCGGUUCAACACAUUGUUUCAUCAGCUGAAAUCGUUCUACGGUCAGUCGCGUAAUUUGCAGUAUUUCGUCAAUCUUAUCACUGUGCCGAAGUUACCUGAGGCACCGCCCAAUUUCGAGCUGCAAAGCGAUCUCGGCAACUACCAAACACCGGUCGUAGUAAUGCCCGACAGUGAUCCCAUCGACAAUGAACCGGAACCGCCGGCGAUCGACAAUCUUAUCGAUACGGCCGAAGCUACCCCACCGAUACCGGAGCUACCGCAUUCGAACAAUCAUCAUCAGCAGUCGACGGCACCGGUUGUGCCAGUGGCACAGGUAAUGGAACUGGAACGAUUGAUCCAGGAGCGGGACGAUCUCAUACGCCACCUGCAGAUGGAAACGCAACGAUUGUCCAAUCAUUUGAAGGCGGUUUCUGUAGAGCAGCGGGAUGUGCAGUGUCGCAUGGAGGAUCAAAUAGCGUCGCUUAAUGCGCAGCUCACACAAACCCAGGGAGAGCUAACCAAUCUUCGGUUUCAGAAGGAAGAGCUAGAGCUGCGUGCUCAAACGGCACCGACGCUAGAACAACGUGCUCAAGCGGAAGAAGAACGGGCGAAGGCCAGUGAGGAAAAGUUCCAAAAGUUGAAAACAAUGUAUACGCAAAUAAGAGAUGAACAUGUCAACCUUCUACGCCAGAUGAAAAUAGAUCAAUACAAAAUAGUUUGCUAUAAAAAGCACGGUGAAAUUAGCCGCCAACUAGCCUCGUCAACGAAAGUGGCAGCGGAAGCAAGCAAAGCCAAGGAAGAACUGCAAUGCCAGCUGCAGGAGCUUGAGCAAAAGCAAGCCCUUGUGGAAAAUGCACUGCAGCAAAGCUCGACCGAUGCACGGCAGGAACAGGAAGCGAUCAGCGAACAGCUGCAAGUAAUGACGCAAAAGUGUGAAUCGCUUCAAAGCCGCUACGAUGAGAUGGAAGCAUCGCGUCAGGCUGAAAUAGCCGAACUUCGAAUCAGCCUAGAACGGUUGGAAGGUGAACUGCAAACAUUCCAACAAGAUCGUGACUCGCUUUCGAACGAGAAGGGCACCCUGGAGGAACGGUUGUCGGAAAUACAAAGUGAAAAGGAGGAGCUUGGUGUGAAGUACCAGGAAUGCAUGACCAAGAUUGCCGAGCUUGAGCUUAAGACUGAUUCGUAUGCAAAGGAAGAAAUGUCUUUGCAGCAAAGUGUGAACGAAAAUUCUCUAAAAGCACAGGAACUUGCCGAACAAAUCGAACAACUGCGGACGGAAAAUGAUGCUCUCAAACAACAAUACGCGGAUCUCGAAGCAGCCAAAGCGUCCCAGGAGGCAGAGUUCCAGCGGACACAUCAGGAGGAAUUGCUGCGAUUUGAUUCAUUGCAGACGGAAAUGGAUGAAAAGCUAACAACGCUCUCGGCGGAAAAGGAAUCGCUAGCGGGUGAAAAACAACAAACCUGCCAACAGCUGCUAAUGCUUCAAUCGGAGUCCUCCCAAAAGCAGGCCGACUUUGAAUCGCUCGAAAAGGACCUAAAAUCCGUACUGGAGCAAAAGGAUCACGAGCUGGAAGAGCUUAAUGCCAAGUAUCACGAACUGGAAGAGAAAUAUCAGAGUCUAGAUGCAAAUAUGGAACGAUUGCUUUCCGAAAAGGAAUCAGUCGAGUUUGAUCUGCAAGAUUUACUUCACCAACAGGAGCAAGCCGAACAGAAGCUGCAGGCCGCACUGGGGCAAGUCGCAACCCUGGAAACUGCGCUGAUCGAUAGCAAAAUCAGUGGCGAAACGGCGCUCCGCACAUUGCUGGAAGCGUGCAUUAAAUCGUCGGAAAAGCUGACUCUACGCGCCAUUGGAGAAAAUGAAAUGCCUGGUGCUGGAGGAACGCCCACCUACUUCCUGAUGAUUGCCGAGGAGCUGCAGGAGGUGCUGACCAAGUUGAAAAUGGUGCAUGAAAACUACCUGAAGGAUAACUCAACGAACGUUGAAUCGCUGGCAAGAAAAGUUAUUAUCGGUGCCCAUCUGCUAGCUUCCGCUCACGUGCAGGGCAUGACGGUGUGCAACCGAUCGGCUAAUAUUGAAAGCGGUGAACGCAUUGCAGAAGAACUGAAAAAACUUGGUCAAUCGAUCACGACUCUCUUCCAAUCGCUGCAAAAAACUAGCGAAGCCAACACGGUCAGUGAGCGUAUCACCGAUUUGAAGGUGCAGCUUGAAGAGGUAACGACCAUGAUCGUUGAUCUGGGCAAGCAAACCGAUGGUACCGAAAAUUUGGGUGAUAUGGUUGAAUCUGAGCUGACCAGCAUGGAUAAAGCGAUCGAGGAAGCAGCGUCCCGUAUUCAGGAAAUGCUAUCAAAGUCCCGUGCCUCCGAUUCGGGUAUUAAGCUGGAAGUGAAUGAAAAGAUUCUUGAUGCGUGCACGAGUCUCAUGCAGGCAAUCAGAGUGUUGGUUCAGAAGUCACGCUUGCUGCAGUCGGAAAUUGUUGCCCUCGGCAAGGGCACUGCUUCGGCCAAGGAAUUCUACAAGCGCAACCACCAAUGGACGGAGGGACUGAUUUCGGCGGCAAAGAGUGUGGCUCAGGGUGCCAACUUUUUGGUUACUGCGGCAAACAAAACGGUUGCUGGUGGAGCCAAACAUCAGCUGGAUUUGGUGGUUGCCGCACAGGAGAUCGCAGCCUGUACGGCACAGCUAGUAGUGGCCAGCCGGGUGAAAGCUCCCCGUUCCAGCACCAACCUAACGGCGCUUGGCACAGCGUCCAAGAACGUUACGCAGGCCACCGGAAUUGUUGUUGCCACGGCGAAAGAUUGUAGCCAGCGGCUCGAAGAUUCGCAGGACCUUGAUCUCGGCACACUCACGGUACAUCAGGCCAAAACGAAGGAAAUGGAGAUACAGGUGAAGGUGCUGGAGCUGGAACAGGCCUUGCAGGUUGAACGGAUGCGAUUGGCUUCGUUCCGGAAAAAGAAUUAUCAACAACCAGUGGAAGAGUAGUGGUAGCAGUAGAAGUAGUAGCGCGUAUAC